GAAACUUUAUUGCCGCCAUUAACCAAACUUACAACGCAGGAAUAACGGAAGCGUCGUAUUCGACAGGGGUUGCAAGAGUCUGGAGCUGAUGAGAGACAGAGGAGUGGAGAAGCAAACCCUGGUCUCCAGAGGUGGGAGAUGACCUUGCUAACUGCAGUGCCACUCAAGCUGGCAUACGGUGAAAACAAAAAGAUUAAGGUGUCAGUAAACAACACAACCUCAGCUUACUAACCAGGCCCACAGGAAGCCGAGGUGUAAAGGCGUACAAUGGAGAGGAUUGAACCACCCUCACCCAGCUGUCUGUCCAUGAAGAGUGAUCACUCUAUGGAUCUACCAAUGAAAUUCAAAGAUGGCAACUUCCCUCCUGACAUCAGGCGUACAAUGGAGAGGAUUGAACCACGCCCUCCCAGCUGUCUGUCCAUGAAGAGUGAUCACUCUAUGGAUCUACCAAUGAAAUUCAAAGAUGGCAACUUCCCUCCUGACAUCAGGCGUACAAUGGAGAGGAUUGAACCACCCUCACCCAGCUGUCUGUCCAUGAAGAGUGAUCACUCUAUGGAUCUACCAAUGAAAUUCAAAGAUGGCAACUUCCCUCCUGACAUCAGGAUCUCAGUCUGUCCUGUACACAGGCGUACAAUGGAGAGGAUUGAACCACCCUCACCCAGCUGUCUGUCCAUGAAGAGUGAUCACUCUAUGGAUCUACCAAUGAAAUUCAAAGAUGGCAACUUCCCUCCUGACAUCAGGCGUACAAUGGAGAGGAUUGAACCACGCCCUCCCAGCUGUCUGUCCAUGAAGAGUGAUCACUCUAUGGAUCUACCAAUGAAAUUCAAAGAUGGCAACUUCCCUCCUGACAUUAGGUGUAAAAUGGACAGGAUCAUAUUACCCGCACCCAGCUAUCUGUCCAUGAAGACUGACCACUCCAUGGCUCAACCAAUCGGAUUCAACAGUGGCAGCAUCCCUUCUGACACCAGGCAUACAAUGGAGAGGAUUGACCCACCCUCACUCAGCUGUCUGUCCAUGAAGAGUGAUCUCUCUAUGGAUCUACCAAUGAAAUUCAAAGAUGGCAACUUACUUCCUGACAUCAGUGAGCUGCCAUCCAGUCUCCUAACAGAAGAUCAGUUCAGGUGUUCUGUGUGCAGUGACCUUCUGAAGGAUCCAGUGUCUAUCCCCUGUGGACAUAGUUAUUGCAGACAGUGCAUCACUACCUACUGGGAGAAGCCAGGCAGCAUUGGAUCCUACGCCUGCCCUCAGUGCAAAAAGAGGAGCAGAACUUAUCCUGUGCUCUACGCAAACUCAGCUUUAGCUGUGCUGCUGCAGAAGCUCCAGCAGGCAGGACUCAGUCCCACCCUCCCUGGGCGGAGCUAUGCUGAGCCGGGGGAUGUGGCCUGUGAUUGGUGUAUUGGCAGGAAGCUGAAAGCUGUCAAGUCCUGUCUGACCUGCACUGCCUCCUACUGUGAGACCCAUGUGAAGCCGCACUACAUUGUACCAGCACUGGAGAGACACAGGCUGGAGGAGGCCACUGAGAACCUGGAACACAAGCUCUGCCAGAUACACCACAGAGCCCUGGAGUUCCUCUGUAAGAUGGAGAAGACUCUCAUCUGCAGCCUGUGUCUUGUGGAGCAACACCAAGGUCAUGAUGUGGUCUUUGUCAAGUCUGAGGAUUCUGUGAAGUUGUCAUAUAAAGACUCAAGCGUAUUGACAUUCCAGACAAAAUUUUUUUCUGGAGGACGUGAGGAACCUAAGCAAGUUUUUAUUAUAGACCUCUCUGAGAGAAAGGCCUCCCUCCUACUAGAAGUGCUGAAACUCCAGACAGACAGGAGAGCAGUAGAGCUGGAGGGCUGGUCAGAAGAAGAGAGUGAAGUGAGGAGCUUCCUUCAGUGUCUGCCCUACAUCUCACAGCUGAGAUUUUCCGGAAAGAAUGUAUACAGCAGUAACAAAAGUCAAGCAUCUGUGAAGUUCCUGCUGAAGCUCAGUGUUGAAGCAGCAGAGAGUGACACUGGAACAGGAGGGAGUGUCUCCCAGUGUCUGUCCUCUGUGUGCAGUUACAGCACUUUUCCUUGUGGUGAUGACAGACCAUCUGUACAGUGUGGAUUCCUGUUGUAUCUGUACUCACAUGUGAAGGACUAUGAGUCCCAAACACAGAGGAGUGUCCUCCCUACUCUACUGCCCAUUUACCAGUCAGCUCCUGCAGUCUGGGUUAUAGACCUCUCUGUGAGAAAGGCCUCCCUCCUACUAGAAGUGCUGAAACUCCAGACAGACAAGAGACCAGUAGAGCUGGAGGACUGGUCAGAAGAAGAGAGUGAAAUGAGGAGCUUCCUUCAGUGUCUGCCCUACAUCUCACAGCUGAGGUUUUCCAGUAACAUUUUAUGGAACAGUAACAAACAUCAGGCAGCUGUAAAGUUUCUGCUGAAGCUCAGUGUUGAAGCAGCAGAAAGUGACACUGGACCAGGAGGGAGUGUCUCCCAGUGUCUGUCCUCUGUGUGCAGUUACAUCACUUUUCCUUGUGAUAAUGACAGUCCAUCUGUACAGUGUGGAUUCCUGUUGUAUCUGUACUCACAUGUGAAGGACUAUGAGUCCCAAACACAGAGGAGUGUCCUCCCUACUCUACUGCCCAUUUACCAGUCAGCUCCUGCAGUCUGGGUUAUAUACCUCUCUGUGAGAAAGGCCUCCCGCCUACUAGAAGUGCUGAAACUCCAGACAGACAAGAGAGCAGUAGAGCUGAAGGGCUGGUCAGAAGAAGAGGGUGAAGUGAGGAGCUUCCUUCAAUGUCUGCCCUACAUCUCACAGCUGAGAUUCUCGGAUGAGUGUUUCGGUGUUGUGUUUGUGCUGAAGAUGUGCUCAUUGGCAGCUGACCAUGCAAAAAUGACAGGAGAGACACCCCUGGAAACAUUAUUCUCAGUGUUUAACAUCAAGACCAUCAUAAAAGGAGCUUAUGAAAAUCACAUAUAUAAUGUAAACAAGCACAAUUUGGUGUGUGGAUUCCUGUUGGAUCUGUACUCACAUGUGAAGGACUAUGAGUCCCAAACACAGAGGAGUGUCCUCCCUACUCUACUGCCCAUUGACCAGUCAGCUCCUGCAGUCUGGGUUAUAGACCUCUCUGUGAGAAAGGCCUCCCUCCUACUAGAAGUGCUGAAACUCCAGACAGACAGGAGACCAGUAGAGCUGGAGGGCUGGUCAGAAGAAGAGAGUGAAGUGAGGAGCUUCCUUCAGUGUCUGCCCUACGUCUCACAGCUGAGAUUUGAUAAAGAGCAUUUUGAUGAGGAUCCUGCUUCAUGGACUUCAUUUGUACUGAAGAUGUGCUCAUUGGCAGCUGACCAUGCAAAACAGACAGGAGAGACACCCCUUGAAUCCUUAUUCUCAGUGUUUAACAUCAAGGAAUUUGUAGAAGCACUUGAAGGCCUCUUUAAUGACAUGACUGGCAGGAAAUUGCAGGAAGAUUUCCUAUUGGAUCUGUGCUCACAUGUGAAGGACUAUGAGUCCCAAACACAGAGGAGUGUCCUCCCUACUCUACUGCCCUUUGACCAGUCAGCUCCUGCAGUCUGGGUUAUAGACCUCUCUGUGAGAAAGGCCUCCCUCCUACUAGAAGUGCUGAAACUCCAGACAGACAAGAGAGCAGUAGAGCUGAAGGGCUGGUCAGAAGAAGAGAGUGAAGUGAGGAGCUUCCUUCAGUGUCUGCCCUACGUCUCACAGCUGAGAUUUGAUAAAGAGCAUUUUGAUGAGGAUCCUGCUUCAUGUACUUCAUUUGUACUGAAGAUGUGCUCUUUGGCAGCUGACCAUGCAAAACAGACAGGAGAGACACCCCUUGAAUCCUUAUUCUCAGUGUUUAACAUCAAGGAAUUUGUAGAAGCACUUGAAGGCCUCUUUAAUGACAUGACUGGCAGGAAAUUGCAGGAAGAUUUCCUAUUGGAUCUGUGCUCACAUGUGAAGGACUAUGAGUCCCAAACACAGAGGAGUGUCCUCCCUACUCUACUGCCCUUUGACCAGUCAGCUCCUGCAGUCUGGGUUAUAGACCUCUCUGUGAGAAAGGCCUCCCUCCUACUAGAAGUGCUGAAACUCCAGACAGACAAGAGACCAGUAGAGCUGAAGGGCUGGUCAGAAGAAGAGAGUGAAGUGAGGAGCUUCCUUCAGUGUCUGCCCUACAUUUCACAGCUGAGGUUUUCUUACUCUGGCAUGUACUCUGUUACCACUCAACAUCAUGCAGCAAAGUUUCUGCUGAAGCUCAGUGUUGAAGCAGCAGAGAGUGACACUGGAACAGGAAGGAGUGUCUCCCAGUGUCUGUCCUCUGCGUGCAGUUACAGCACUUUUCCUUGUGAUGAUGACAGACCAUCUGUACAGUGUGUAUUCCUGUUGGAUCUGUACUCACAUGUGAAGGACUAUGAGUCCCAAACACAGACGAGUGUCCUCCCUACUCUACUGCCCAUUUACCAGUCAGCUCCUGCAGUCUGGGUUAUAGACCUCUCUGUGAGAAAGGCCUCCCUCCUACUAGAAGUGCUGAAACUCCAGAGAGACAAGAGACCAGUAGAGCUGAAGGGCUGGACAGAAGAAGAGAGUGAAAUGAGGAGCUUCCUUCAGUGUCUGCCCUACAUCUCACAGCUGAGGUACUCUACAGAAUGUCCUAAGGAUCCUGCUUCAAUUAUGCUGAGGAUGUGUUCAGUGGGAGUUGAUUAUAUGAAAUACAGAGGAGGGACACUUCUUUUGGAUCUGUACUCACAUGUGAAGGACUAUGAGUCCCAAACACAGAGGAGUGUCCUCCCUACUCUACUGCCCAUUUACCAGUCAGCUCCUGCAGUCUGGGUUAUAGACCUCUCUGUGAGAAAGGCCUCCCUCCUACUAGAAGUGCUGAAACUCCAGACAGACAAGAGAGCAGUAGAGCUUGAGGGCUGGUCAGAAGAAGAGAGUGAAGUGAGGAGCUUCCUUCAGUGUCUGCCCUACAUCUCACAGCUGCGAUUUGAUAAAGAGCAUUUUGAUGAGGAUCCUGCUUCAUGUACUUCAUUUGUACUGAAGAUGUGCUCUUUGGCAGCUGACCAUGCAAAACAGACAGGAGAGACACCCCUUGAAUCCUUAUUCUCAGUGUUUAACAUCAAGGAAUUUGUAGAAGCACUUGAAGGCCUCUUUAAUGACAUGACUGGCAGGAAAUUGCAGGAAUAUUUCCUGUUGGAUCUGUACUCACAUGUGAAGGACUAUGAGUCCCAAACACAGAGGAGUGUCCUCCCUACUCUACUGCCCAUUUACCAGUCAGCUCCUGCAGUCUGGGUUAUAGACCUCUCUGAGAGAAAGGCCUCCCUCCUACUAGAAGUGCUGAAACUCCAAACAGACAAGAGAGCAGUAGAGCUGGAGGGCUGGUCAGAAGAAGAGAGUGAAAUGAGGAGCUUCCUUCAGUGUCUGCCCUACAUCUCACAGCUGAGGUUUUCCAGUAACAUUUUAUGGAACAGUAACAAACGUCAGGCAGCUGUGAAGUUUCUGCUGAAGCUCAGUUCUGAAGCAGCAGAGAGUGACACUGGAACAGGAGGGAGUGUCUCCCAGUGUCUGUCCUCUGUAUGCAGUUACAUCACUUUUCAUUGUGAUGAUGACAGACCAUCUGAACAGUGUGGAUUCCUGUUGUAUUUAUACUCAUGUGCAAAGGACUAUGAGUCCCAAACACAGAGGAGUGUCCUCCCUACUCUACUGCCCAUUUACCAGUCAGCUCCUGCAGUCUGGGUUAUAGACCUCUCUGUGAGAAAGGCCUCCCUCCUACUAGAAGUGCUGAAACUCCAAACAGACAAGAGAGCAGUAGAGCUGGAGGGCUGGUCAGAAGAAGAGAGUGAAGUGAGGAGCUUCCUUCAGUGUCUGCCCUACAUCUCACAGCUGAGAUUUGAUAAAGAGCAUUUUGAUGAGGAUCCUGCUUCAUUGACUUCAUUUGUACUGAAGAUGUGCUCUUUGGCAGCUGACCAUGCAAAACAGUCAGGAGAGACAACCCUUGAAUCCUUAUUCUCAGUGUUUAACAUCAAGGAAUUUGUAGAAGCACUUGAAGGCCUCUUUAAUGACAUGACUGGCAGGAAAUUGCAGGAAGAUUUCCUAUUGGAUCUGUACUCACAUGUGAAGGACUAUGAGUCCCAAUCACAGAGGAGUGUCCUCCCUACUCUACUGCCCUUUGACCAGUCAGCUCCUGCAGUCUGGGUUAUAGACCUCUCUGUGAGAAAGGCCUCCCUCCUACUAGAAGUGCUGAAACUCCAGACAGACAAGAGAGCAGUAGAGCUGAAGGGCUGGUCAGAAGAAGAGAGUGAAGUGAGGAGCUUCCUUCAGUGUCUGCCCUACAUCUCACAGCUGAGGUUUUCCAGUAACAUUGUACAGAACAGUAACAAACGUCAGGCAGCUGUGAAGUUUCUGGUGAAGCUCAGUGCUGAAGCAGCAGAGAGUGACACUGGAACAGGAGGGAGUGUCUCCCAGUGUCUGUCCUCUGUAUGCAGUUACAUCACUUUUCCUUGUGAUGAUGACAGACCAUCUGUACAGUGUGGUUUCCUGUUGGAUCUGUACUCACAUGUGAAGGACUAUGAGUCCCAAACACAGAGGAGUGUCCUCCCUACUCUACUGCCCAUUUACCAGUCAGCUCCUGCAGUCUGCAUUAUAGACCUCUCUGUGAGAAAGGCCUCCCUCCUACUAGAAGUGCUGAAACUCCAGACAGACAAGAGAGCAGUAGAGCUGGAGGGCUGGUCAGAAGAAGAGAGUGAAGUGAGGAGCUUCCUUCAGUGUCUGCCCUACAUCUCACAGCUGAGAUUUGAUAAAGAGCAUUUUGAUGAGGAUCCUGCUUCAUUGACUUCAUUUGUACUGAAGAUGUGCUCUUUGGCAGCUGACCAUGCAAAACAGACAGGAGAGACACCCCUUGAAUCCUUAUUCUCAGUGUUUAACAUCAAGGAAUUUGUAGAAGCACUUGAAGGCCUCUUUAAUGACAUGACUGGCAGGAAAUUGCAGGAAGAUUUCCUAUUGGAUCUGUACUCACAUGUGAAGGACUAUGAGUCCCAAUCACAGAGGAGUGUCCUCCCUACUCUACUGCCCAUUUACCAGUCAGCUCCUGCAGUCUGGGUUAUAGACCUCUCUGAGAGAAAGGCCUCCCUCCUACUAGAAGUGCUGAAACUCCAGACAGACAAGAGAGCAGUAGAGCUGAAGGGCUGGUCAGAAGAAGAGAGUGAAGUGAGGAGCUUCCUUCAGUGUCUGCCCUACAUCUCACAGCUGAGGUUUUCCAGUAACAUUUUAUGGAACAGUAACAAACGUCAGGCAGCUGUGAAGUUUCUGCUGAAGCUCAGAGCUGAAGCAGCAGAGAGUGACACUGGAACAGGAGGGAGUUUCUCCCAGUGUCUGUCCUCUGUAUGCAGUUACAUCACUUUUCUUUGUGAUGAUGACAGGUUAUUUUGUGAGUUUUAUUUCCUGUUGGAUCUGUUUUCACAUGUGAAGGACUAUGAGUCCCAAACACAGAGGACUGUCCUCCCUACUCUACUGCCCAUUUACCAGUCAGCUCCUGCAGUCUGGGUUAUAGACCUCUCUGUGAGAAAGGCCUCCCGCCUACUAGAAGUGCUGAAACUCCAGACAGACAAGAGAGCAGUAGAGCUGAAGGGCUGGUCAGAAGAAGAGGGUGAAGUGAGGAGCUUCCUUCAGUGUCUGCCCUACAUCUCACAGCUGAGGUUUUCCAGAAACAUUUUACGGAACAGUAACAAACGUCAAGCAGCUGUGAAGUUUCUGCUGAAGCUCAGUCCUGAAGCUGCAGAGAGUGACACUGGAACAGGAGGGAGUGUCUCCCAGUGUCUGUCCUCUGUGUGCAGUUACAGCACUUUUCCUUGUGAUGAUGACAGUCCAUCUGUACAGUGUAAAUUCCUGUUGGAUCUGUACUCACAUGUGAAGGACUAUGAGUCCCAAACACAGAGGUGUGUCCUCCCUACUCUACUGCCCAUUUACCAGUCAGCUCCUGCAGUCUGGGUUAUAGACCUCUCUGAGAGAAAGGCCUCCCUCCUACUAGAAGUGCUGAAACUCCAGAGAGACAAGAGACCAGUAGAGCUGAAGGGCUGGUCAGAAGAAGAGAGUGAAGUGAGGAGCUUCCUUCAGUGUCUGCCCUACAUCUCUCAGCUGAGGUUUUCCAGUAACAUUUUAUGGGACAGUAAAAAACAUCAGGCAGCUGUGAAGUUCCUGCUGAAGCUCAGUGCUGAAGCAGCAGAGAGUGACACUGGAACAGGAGGGAGUGUCUCCCAGUGUCUGUCCUCUGUGUGCAGUUACAGCAGUUUUCCUUGUGGUGAUGGCAGUCCAUCUGUACAGUGUAAAUUCCUGUUGGAUCUGUACUCACAUGUGAAGGACUAUGAGUCCCAAACACAGAGGAGUGUCCUCCCUACUCUACUGCCCAUUUACCAGUCAGCUCCUGCAGUCUGGAUUAUAGACCUCUCUGUGAGAAAGGCCUCCCUCCUACUAGAAGUGCUGAAACUCCAAACAGACAAGAGAGCAGUAGAGCUGGAGGGCUUGUCAGAAGAAGAGAGUGAAGUGAGGAGCUUCCUUCAGUGUCUGCCCUACAUCUCACAGCUGAGGCUUGUUGGGAAUACUUUGGAGAAGUGGAUUCUACUGGUGUAUAAAGUUCAGGACAACCAGCUGACUCAGUCCUUACUAGAGACGGUUGGUGGAGACCUGAGUACCUGCUCGCUGGACUGGGAGGUGCUUCAGUAUCUACUGCAGAACUCCGACUGUCAUGUCACCAUGGACCUCAAGAAGAGCAGAGCUCUGGAGGAUAAGACCAGGGAUCUUCUUCUUUUCCUCGACAGGGUUGAGCUAAAGAGGCCCAGUCCCAGGUUCACAAUGUCUGCUCUCAGAGAGGCAUUUGAAGUCCACUCUGUGCAUUCGGUGUCCAGCCUAGUGAAAGCUGUAGGCGGCUGGAUCAACCUGAACAGCAGAGUUAUGGACAACAAGGACUGUGCUGCUCUGCAGUUCACCCUCCGUAACUGUAAGAGCGUCAAACUCAGUCUGCUGUGGUCCUCCCUGCCUGAGGGGGCACUAGAGAGCAUAGUGUCUCUACUGCACCGUGUCUCCAAGCUCAGUGUGGACAGGAAUCUGAUGCUGAGGUUCCUUCAUUUCUGCACAACUGCUGAAGACCAGCAGGGGGCAACAACAGCCCUGCUCCAGGCACUGCAGCACAAGCUGGACUUCUCCAGCUCCUCUGUUGUGGAUCUGUCAGGGCAAGAGGGAGGAAAUGACAUGUGUCUCAGUGCCGGAGACUGUAGAGUUAUCUUCUCUGUAGUCCAGCUGGCCCAGGUUACCACAGACCUGGUUUUGCAGGACUGUGAAGCUUCAGACGCUGCUCUGGAACAUCUUUUCCCUGUUUUACAUAAAGUCUGUUUGAGGCCCAGCAAACCCCUCCUCCUACAGCUGCUGCAUCUUACUGGAGGGCUGCAUGAAGCUGAGGCAGCGAGACGAGCCAAGUCCCUCUGCUCAGCCCUGGGUCAGGAACUGGACCUGAGCCACACGCCUGUGGACCUGGAGGCCUGUAGGGCACUGGCCCUUGUACUGGAACAAUCAGAGGGUCUGCCAGAACUGGACCUGAGCCACUGUCACCUGACUGACGCCUGCUUGGAGCUGUUGCUCCCUCAUCUGCACAAAGUACAAGUCCUAGAUCUAAGUCACAAUGACAUCACUGACCAUGGAGCACAAGGUCUUCAGCAGGCCGUCUGCAGUAACAGCUCUGUGCAGACAGUACGACUCUUCAGUAAUAAAAUUACAGACAGAAGAUCCUUCAAAACAGACAAUCGCUUUGAAAUCUGGUGAUGAGGCAGAAUUACAGAGAGAGGGACCCCUGACUGAUCUGUGUUGAAAAGAUGAAAAGAAUAUGGAACUUAAGCAGUCUGACUUUUUUCAAAUAAGGAACUUUUUUCUGUUUCUAUUUUAAAAUAUUUGCGCCUUUUCUGUAUGAUUAUGUGAUUUUCUUUGGGUCUUUGGCUUCAUGUCAGGAAAUGGCGUAUCGCAUACGAUGAUUGGAGAAACACUAUUAUUAUAUAGGGACAGAACUUUCAGGCAGGUUAUUGUAAUUCCUACAUGUAUGUUUGACAGGUGGUAACAGGGGACAUAAUCGGUUUAGUAAAGAGUGCUUGUUACAGUAAUAUUCUUGUUGCAGUUCACAAACACAAGUAACAAAGACAAAACAUUUUCCACAAAUGAUAACACAAUUAACUAAAUUAAAAUCAUGUUAUAAAUGUAAUUGCUGCAACUGAAGCCAAUUCUUGAAAACUGGAAAAUGAUAAACAGCAAUGUAUUUAUCUGUAUGAAUAAACUGUAUUUGGGGAAUAA
This is a messenger RNA of Brienomyrus brachyistius, 10287 nucleotides long. RefSeq lists its product as uncharacterized. The coding region runs from base 268 to 9768 and encodes 3166 amino acids. Lineage: Eukaryota; Metazoa; Chordata; Actinopteri; Osteoglossiformes; Mormyridae. The record is from RefSeq and is a predicted model, not a curated record. The transcript has 34 exons. Gene Ontology annotation, molecular function: protein binding; zinc ion binding.